CUAGCAUCCAACUCGCGGCCUUUCUUUCCUGCUCAAGAGCACAACCCGCACCUUUCACCCGAAUGAGUUCUGAAACCGACGCCCCUCAGAUCACUCUCCAUUGGCUAGAAAAGUCGCGUGCCCAGCGGAUACUGUGGCUCCUUGAGGAACUCAACGUGGCCUAUGACAUCAAGACCUACAAACGUGACCCGAAAACGAUGUUCGCCGACCCUGCGCUCCAGGCCAUCCACCCCUUGGGAAAGCCCCGGUCCUAACUAUUGGGGAUUACACGAUCGCUGAGUCCGCUGUGAUUGUCGAAUAUCUCGGCGAGCACUUCCAGUCCUCGUCGACCAUCAUUCCCCCGAAGUGGAAGCCUGGACUCGAGGGGAAGCUGAACGGGGAGACGGAGGAAUACAAGCGCUACCGAUAUUUCAUGCACUACGCGGAAGGCUCUCUGAUGCCGUUCAUCCUCGUCUCGCUCGUCAGCAACGACAUCAAAAAAGCGCCGGUUCCGUUCUUCAUCAAGCCAAUCACCUCGCAAAUCUCAGCCAAGAUCAUGAAAGGCUACGUCAGCCCCAACUACGAUAUGAUUGUCGCGUUCCUCGAGGAACAGCUGGCUACCGCACCAAAUGGCGGACCCUUUCUCUGCGGAGACAAGCUUACCGGAGCAGACAUCAUGAUGAGUUUCCCAAUCUUGGUUGCCACUCGAGCGACCGAGCUCAUCGGAAUGGAUAUCACAAGAGCAACACAUCCCAAGUUGUUUGCGUAUGCGGAUGCCCUCGAGGCGAGCCCGAGCUACAAGAAAGCAGUGGAAAAGGUCAUUGCUCUCGAGGGCGAAUACAGUUUGGUAUAAUUCGAUUAUCUGUGCGGUUCAAGCUCCAGCGGAAUAACAUCAAUUUUGAUUAUUGGUCCAAUGCACAUCCGUACACAGUACUUGCGACGUGCCGCCAAUUAUGACGAUCAACGGCAAAGUCUUGCGCAUAUUCAACUUCGAGGUGAUGCAGCCGUUUUCCAACAAUCACCAAGCUGUGCAGAGGUUCUCCGAAUGCUUCCUCAGGCUGCUCUGAUAAUUCCUGCAGAGUUCCCGCUAUGAUCCGCUCUUCGGUCCCACCGCCAACACGCGAAAGUGCAACCGCAAGAGUGGAGGUCCCGUCCAAGAUUCCCGUUUGGCGCUUUUCUUCGAUUUCAAGCAGUUGCUUCACAGCCAGCGGGAUCGACAUAUAUCGAGGAGGCUCGUAGAUUUUGCGUCCACUGAGCAGAAAUUCAAGGAUAGGAUCAACACAGAAAAGAAUUACGAACCGCGCUAGAUUAUAAUCGCUCUGCUCUUUGACUUUGAUGUCCAACAAAACGAGAGUAUGGAGACCCAACUUGGCAUUUUCCUCGAUGCGAUCGUAGAAACUGUCCGGUUUCCACGUUUCCGUGAAAAAUACGAGUGACACGGUCUGCCCGAACUGGUAGAGCUGCAGACCAGAAGCGCCAAUCGCAUUCAUGAUCGACGCGUUGUGGAUCACGCGUGUUGGGAUCCCGAGUGAUCGUGCGCGCAGAAUUAUAUCGGUGUGGGUGGUGGCCCUGAAAAAGCUCAGAGAUAUAUCAUCAAUAAUAGACGAACUCACCCCAGGGGAUCUCCGACCACAAGCAGUGCAACAUCAACGUCUUUUGCGCCGUCCAAGAUCUCGUCGCUUCGGGUUUCAACCAUGUCCCGAUCCGCCAAGAUGAGUGUCUUCUCAUAGAAAGAUUCCUUCCUUGCGGAUAAGCGUGAAUGAACAGGCGCAGGACAUUAGCGAUUGCUGACAGACCAGCCGUUCUUUCUGAACCAUCAAGAUACUGGUAUAGGCUUCCAAGUAUACACGCGUUGAGCCUUUCACAGCCUAGAGGCGAUGGGAAAGGAGACUUCGGAGGUCAAUUGUCAAGUCACCUCCAGACCCCGAACAGUAAUGUCCCGUUCAUCGCAGAGACCCAAGCCAAUGAUGUAGAACAUGGAAGUUGAACGCAAAGAUUCGGAAAGCAAUCGAUCAUCAGGCUGUCAAUCGGCGCGCCAUCACGUGAUUCCACGCAUGGUUACGACCUCGCUGGGAUUGCCACCAGUCCGGUAUGCACAUUCGCCAACACAGCAUGUGUGACUUGAUAUCCCCGAAAUUUCACAUCAGGUAAGUAGUUCAAGAGCUCAACAGAAAUCGCAAUAUAGAACGGCUGUUUGGUCCUGAUUGAGUCGGACUCUACCAGACUUCAGAGCAAUCUCGAGUACACGCAGAGUUCGAAAACUGAUGUGGACGGCAUCGAAACCCAUCAGCUUCCCCUUCGUCAAGAAUAAGGAGAACGGGCCUCCGGUCAUACGAAGGGAGUCCCUGGAGGGAGAUGUGAUCUUGUAAGCGAAUGAAAACGCCGCUCGAUGAUAUCACAGGCCACGGAACUAGGCCCUCAUGCCCAGACUCAGUGUCCAGCAGAUUCGCUACGUUUCACUAGCGGGGAUCGAUGCGCAUCGUGGGCUACAAUGGUCGGGCAGCACGGUAAGUUCAGAGAAGAGAUGAGUUUGGACAAGGGUUUCGGCAAAAACGUGUGAUUGCAGAGAGAAACACAAUACAUAGUGAUACAUGCUCACCCAGCUCGAGAUCACAUCCCUCGACCGCGUCCUCUCCCGCCACGCAUGGGCCCGCCGCGUCCGCCGCGACCUAGAAAGCAGCGGUGAGCUAAAGGACAUAGUGGAUCGUUCCAAGUCACCUCCUCGUGCUGGUGCGCCCCGUCCUGUCACGAGUGAGCGAAACUGCUAGAUAGCAUGUACGAGAACAUACCCCGAUUGCCGCCACCCACAAAAGACCCCCUGGCACCUCGCCCCGCAUCCCUAGCACGAUGCUGUUCAUCCUUGACCGCGUCAAGCAGCGUAUCGGGCACCCGGAGAUAUUUUAUCUGUGUCGCGCGUUGAGAGGACGUCGCGAACGCCGAGACGCGUCACGCACUGUGCUCCCACGGAUGUAGCACUCUUUCAGCUUCCAAAAACGAUCGCCCUCGGUGUUCGUUUGGUAUACUUCGCGUAACGUGAUGUUCAUGAAAUUGUCGCAGUUGACGAGAUGGCCGUUGAAGGUCUCGCCGUUCUUGAGCUCAACUAACUAGCGGAUCAUCCGGGUUUAGCGAUGGAACGACUGGGAUCCGCGACGCAGCAUACCAUGGGUUUGUUCUGGGCAGCAUUCAGAAGCGAUAAAGGCAACUGGAGCAAGUCAGCACAAAGCCUGGGCUGAAUGAAGUGGGAGCGUUACCAUUUUAUUGUGGAGGGCAAGAUCAAGAGUAUGACGGUCAACAUCAGCCAACAACGGCGGCACAGCCGAUCACACCUUUGUUGCACGCGAGCAUACUAGCACAAGUAGAGCCCGAGGCCUCUCGCAAUCCAUCGGCUCCGUACAUUGCGCGCAAUGUACCCGUUUGAGUACGCGUCAAAGAUUUCGGACUGAGAGCGCAUUGUGAUUACAAAGUGCGGGUGCUCAUGCCCCAUUGCAACGCGUUCCUUCCUCGACUGUGUACUCUGGCUUGAGCCUGAGGUCCCGCUUCCAAUCGCAUCUCUGCAGCCAGUGAUUUCGUUGCGAGGCAGCGAAAAGAUAUCAAUUGCAUCUCAGGAAUCAAGAUCGAGUCACAAUCCACAUUUUGAUCUGACCUCCCAUACCUACUUUCCUUCUUCCACCACCCCACCUGUUGUUGCUCUUGGUUCACAACCAUGACCGCCAUCCACAUCGACGAGGCGACUGGAUCGGACACCACCGGCGUAGGGAGUGCAGAUCAGCCUUAUCAGUCGCUCGGCUUCGCCCUGUUCACGCACGGCGCCGAGUCUUCCUUCCUGACCCGCAAGGACGCAUCCGCGACGUAUGAGGAGCCGACACAAUCCUCCGUCAAGAAAGCCAAGAAGACUGCCGAGGGACUGGAGAAGAAGAAGAAGAAAGCGGAUGAGAUCGCACGCGCCGAAGCCGCUGAGAAGGAGAAACGGCUGCAGGUCUUGGAAGAGAGCAAGAAAAUCGUUCUAGUCGAGGAUGCCAGUCUGCCCAAAGCUACAAAGUCCAAGAUCGCGCAACUUGAGCCACUCCGAUCGCAGAGAGUUCGUGUGUUUGGAUGGGUCCAUCGACUACGAGUUCAAAAAGGACUGGUAUUUAUUGUUUUGCGAGAUGGCACCGGCUACCUCCAAGCUCUGCUCUCCGGUACCGCUACUCAAACCUACGAAGCACUUACUCUCGCUGUUGAGUCCGCUGUCGAGCUUGUCGGAACUCUGCAGCCUGUGCUGGAGGGAAAGACGGCGCCUGGGGGCCAUGAACUGAUCGUCGAUUUCUGGAAGCUGGUGGGUGGAUCCCCCGGCGGUGAAGACGCGUUCAACAACAAAGUCAACGAGCACUCGGACCCUUCGACCCUCGCUGAUCUGCGCCAUCUGGUGAUUCGUGGCGAGACAGCAUCGAGUGUGCUCAGGCUUCGUGCCGCCAUGCUCAGCGCCUUCCGCUCCGUUUACGAAAAACACAGCAUCAUCGAAGUCACGACACCGUGUCUAGUGCAAACCCAGGUCGAGGGUGGCGCGACGCUUUUCAAGCUCGACUACUACGGCCAGCCGGCGUUCCUCACCCAAAGUUCUCAAUUGUAUUUGGAAACAUGUUUGCCGAGUCUGGGAGACGUGUUCUGUGUGCAAGAAAGCUUCCGAGCUGAGAACAGUCAUACCCGGCGCCAUCUCAGUGAAUACACCCACUUGGAGGCUGAGCUCGCUUUCAUCGACUUCGACGACUUGAUGACGCAUAUUGAGGCUGUGAUUUGCGAAAGCGUGGAUAUCUUGCUCGCGAACCCCAGCACCGCAUCGCUAAUCAAGCAACUCAACCCCGAUUUCAAGGCGCCGAAACGGCCCUUCAUGCGCAUGUCGUAUUCCGAUGCCAUCGCGUGGCUGAACGAGCAUGGCAUUAAACACCCUGCGGAAGAUGCCGACGAAAACCCCAUUCUGGAUGAGAGUGGGCAGGUCGUGAUGGUCAACCACGCGAUCGGAGAUGACAUUGCGGAAGCCGCUGAGCGCCAGAUGACGGAUAUCAUCGGCGAGCCCAUAUUCCUGCACGGGUUCCCCGCCGAACUGAAGGCGUUCUACAUGCGGAAGAUCCCCUCGGCGGACGGCAAGACUGUGUUCACUGAGAGCUGUGAUCUGCUGAUGCCCAACGUUGGUGAGAUUGUCGGCGGCUCGAUGAGGAUCGACGCGGUGGAUGAGCUGGUUGCUGCAUACAAGCGUGAAGGAAUUCCCCUGGAGCCUUACUACUGGUUCACGGAUCAGCGCAAGUACGGCACAUGCCCACACGGAGGGUACGGUCUCGGUGUCGAGCGACUGCUCGCUUGGCUUGCUAACCGGUUCACUGUCCGUGAUUGUUCAUUAUACCCCAGGUGGCCCGGCCGAGCGACGCCUUGAGUCAUAGUGUAGAUCAUGUCUUCAGAUGUUAGAAAUGUAUGCUCGUCAGUUAUCUUCAAGGUCCCAGAUGCGACUGCUGUUGUUCGCC
Messenger RNA from Mycena citricolor, 5474 nucleotides. The record is from the annotation of a GenBank genome assembly. Lineage: Eukaryota; Fungi; Basidiomycota; Agaricomycetes; Agaricales; Mycenaceae.